GGAAUCUCGAGCCUGGGAGCGACCAAAUCUCGCUGUCUAUCAUGUUCUCUGUUGCUUCGUCUUUAACUUGUUAGCUGCUAUUGUUUGUUCUAUUGGUCAACUUGGCCCGCAGGCACGGACCGUCUUGGUGCCUGGCCAAGCUGCCUCGUUUUAACGACCUCAUAUGCACCACGAAAGAAUAUGGUGAGGUAUAAGUUAGCGGUCUUGACUUGAUUCUUGCACCUUCCAGACCACUGAAUACUUUUGUCAACAACAGCAACAUCGUCAAGCUAGCACAACCAAAAUGAAUCGUGUGCACCAGCAUGACUUCCAAAUCCGCGAUCUGGCCACACAAUCUGUGACGCUUUUCCCUGGUCGAGCACAGGUUGUCCGCGAAAUCAAGGCACAGCUCAAACCCGGUGCAAACCAGAUCACCAUCAUCGGUCUGACGCCCGGUACUGAUGAACACUCCAUCAAGGUGGAAGGAACUGGGUCAGCCAUUAUCACAGACAUAAAUAUUCAAAGCUUGCCGAACCGCGAAGUCUUUGAGGAUGUUUACCCUGACUCAGACGAAUCGGAAUCUGGGUCUGAAUCGGACCAUGACAACGAUGAUGAAGUCACAGACAGUGAAUAUGGGGACGUCAAGGAUAUCUCGGAGAAGAUAGCUACAUUGCUGGACGAGCAGAGGCGUGCCAACGAAUUGGUGGCAAGCGCUGAAAGCCGGAUGAAGAUUCUUGACUCGUACGGCAUUAUGUUGGCCAGUGUGCCACCAAAUAAUAAUACCGCAUCCAAGGUUCAGGAUUUUGAUAUUAUCACUGGACUUGACACUUACCGGACUGAGCGCGAGAAAAUCCACCAGGACUACAUGGAAGGAAACGCAAAGCAGCGUGAACUCAAUGAGCGGAUGGAGAAGCUUCAGACGGAUAGAUCUCGCCUGCAAAAGCGCGCUAAUAAAAGGAUGGCCAAAGCUGACAAAGAGAAAGCCAAGGCUCUCCGUCAUAGAAAGUUGAAGGAGCAAAAGGCGGCACAUAAGCGUGAAAGGCUUGUGAAAGAGAAGUUGCGCAUUCGCCGCGAGCGCGAGGCAUUUUGGCCCAGAAAUGUCUAUAUUGUCAAGGUCAGCUUGGAAGCCGUAGAUUUCACACCGGUGACUUCACGGCGCGGCUCGGUGUCAAGUGAUUCUGCCACGCUUGCCAUCAAUCAUCCAGAAACAGUCGCCGAGGGUGACAUAGCAACUACAAAGUGUGACCUUACUCUAUCAUAUGUCACUAGCUAUGCAUACUGGUCACCUAGUUACGACCUGGCCUUAUCCACAACCACGAACUCUGGGACACUGUGCUUUGAUGCACAGUUGACCAACAUGACUUCUGAGACUUGGUCUAAAUGUAAGAUCAUGCUUUCCACAUCUCAAGCUGACUUCUCCCGGUUGAACGACGAACUUCCGACUCUCGUUCCUUGGUACGUGCGACUUGCAGAAAAGCGCGGUUUCGGGUUCACUACUCAUGUACCAACUGAGAUCAUGUACUCGCGAGAGGAAGAGUCCUAUAAAACCGGCACGGGGCUGCGAAACGCGCGAAACACCGAAAAGCCACGGGCGGAACUGUUCGGGAUAGACAACGUGGACAAUCGUUUUGGUGUACAGCCGCUGCCGCUGCCGCAUCAAAUUUACAGCACUAUCAACCAAAUCACUACCGCCAACUCUCAAAAUACUGCCACUACUGGCGGUGGUCUCUUCGGACGCGUUCAAGAUACCAACCCAGCUCCCACCCACGGUGGUCUAUUCGGCUCGAGCCAAGCUGUCGCAACGGUCUCUCCUCAAUCAGGUGGCCUUUUUGGACGGGUUCAAAAUACCAACCCAGCUGCCACCCACGGUGGUCUAUUCGGCUCGAGCCAAUCUGUUGCAACGGUCUCUCCUCAGUCAGGUGGCCUUUUCGGUGCUUUGAAGUCGAACGAAGGCGAGUCAAAGAAAAAAGAUCAACUCACUGUGGACAAGCUCGCCAUGUCGAGUUCGAGUUUCGAUGGUCUUCUUCACGCUCAUGGCGAAAUUGGUGCCGUGGUCAUGGAGGCAAAGCCCGACCUUGAAUUUCAAGGAUCUGUGUUCGAGGAAGUAGGGUUUACUUCCACCUACGAAAUUGAUGGAUCGAAGACUCUCUCACCAGCCUCCAAUCCCUCAAAGCAGCGAGUUGCUCGCGUAUCCAUGACAUCUGUGACCUUUAGCCACAAUGUUGUGGCGAAGUACAAGCCUGCCGCUUACCUUAAGGCUAAGCUGAGAAACGAAAGCAAUCUCACAUUACUGAAAGGCCCAACUGGCUUGACCUUGGACGGCACCUUCAUCGGCCGAACCACUUUACCUCGUUGCAGCCCUAGCGAGACAUUCGAUCUCAAUCUUGGCAUCGAUCCGGCUAUUCGAGUCGCGUACCCUAAGCCUGAUGUCAAGCGUAGUCAAACCGGAUUCAUCUCGAAAGAGGAUAGCAGCACGUUCAAGCGAUUGAUUACACUUUCCAACACUCGAUCUGAUGAACAGAGCAAGCCGGCGCAAAUAACUGUCUUGGACCAGAUACCGGUCAGCGAGGACGAAAGGCUUCGUAUCGAAAUUAUACAGCCGAAAGGGCUGGUAGCCGGAUCUUACGGAGUCAGUACUGGAGCUCCCGAGAAUGAAGGGAAGGAGCAUGCGAUUUGGGGCGAAGCGGUUUCUACCCUGAAGAAUGGAGGAGAAAUUUCGUGGGAUGUCAAGUUGAAUGCUGGUCGUAGCGUCAAAUUGGCAUUCGAGUAUGACUUGUCGAUUCCUGCGGGCGAGCGUGCGGUCAAUAUUUAAGAUGCCGUUUCACAGUUGAUUUACCAUAACGGAAGGAGAAAUAUAAUAGGACAGCAAGGUUUAUGAUACAGUGAGGAAAACAGACACAAUAAGGAUUUAACACGAUGAAUGUUACGGUUAGUAGCAUACGAUGGCACUCUUGAUACAGAAUAAAUACCAACUAGUCUAACCUUAGAUAGAACUCAAUCAUAAAUAUGCAGCACUUAUGCUUCAA
This is a messenger RNA of Truncatella angustata, 3005 nucleotides long. RefSeq lists its product as uncharacterized. NCBI's taxonomy places the organism in Eukaryota, Fungi, Ascomycota, Sordariomycetes, Amphisphaeriales, Sporocadaceae. The record is from RefSeq and is a predicted model, not a curated record. Bases 284 to 2791 code for a protein of 835 amino acids. The transcript has a single exon.